CGCGAAAAUGAAGCCUGCACCUAUACUAGCUGCCUUCACAGUAACACCAGCUGUCUCGGCGGCUCAAGCCACUUGUCACGACUAUGUGAUUAUAUCCAUCCGAGGAACGUACGAGCCUCAAGGUCGAAGCAUCGCGUUCACAACUAUGAUCAACCAGACCUUCGCAGCAAUCCCAGGUGGAAUUGAGUACGACGCCGUCUAUCCGGCCGCCGCAGACCAGACGGCAUACCUUGGCGCCGAUGAUGUCACUCGCUUCCUCGAUAACGGCUUGCAGGAAUGUCCUCGGCAGCAAUACGCCAUUUUGGGAUAUAGCCAAGGAGCAUCGGCAACAAUGCUCACCCUUAACAACAUUACGGACACUUCUUCAGCAGCAUAUAAAGCUAUCAAAGCAGUUCUCGUCACGGGCAACCCAUACCAUGUUCCCAAUGCGUCUGCAAACGUCGACGAAAACGGCGGCGACGCGAGCAAAAACUACCCAGGCGCACUUUACAACGCGAACAGUGCUAGCAGUAGAGGCAUCCCACAAACUUACUACGACAGCGGAGCGCUGCUUGACAUAUGCCAUCAAGAUGAUUCGGUCUGCGCACCUAAAGCUCCAAAUGCGAGUUUCAUUCCUGGACAUCUACAUUAUGGGGAUCAAAACGUGCAAGAUCUUGGUGCGAAGUUCCUCAUCUCACGAUUUAGUGCAAACGACAACAACUCGUCACCGACUUCAACGGCGGCAGCAAGCAGUAGCUCGUCCUUAGGGUUGCCCACUGGCUCACCCACUGGCUCGGAGCCUUCGCAGAAUACUGGUGGUGCAAACAUGGUAUCCAUGAGUUUCGUGGCAGCUCUGGGUGGAGUCUUUGCGCUAUUAUUGCAAGGCUGUUGA
This is a messenger RNA of Paraphaeosphaeria sporulosa, 871 nucleotides long. RefSeq names its product alpha/beta-hydrolase. Gene Ontology annotation, molecular function: hydrolase activity. The transcript has a single exon. The coding region runs from base 8 to 871 and encodes 287 amino acids. Lineage: Eukaryota; Fungi; Ascomycota; Dothideomycetes; Pleosporales; Didymosphaeriaceae. The record is from RefSeq and is a predicted model, not a curated record.